This is a messenger RNA of Puccinia triticina, 2319 nucleotides long. RefSeq lists its product as uncharacterized. The coding region runs from base 1 to 2319 and encodes 772 amino acids. NCBI's taxonomy places the organism in Eukaryota, Fungi, Basidiomycota, Pucciniomycetes, Pucciniales, Pucciniaceae. Gene Ontology annotation, molecular function: sucrose alpha-glucosidase activity. The transcript is spliced from 8 exons. The record is from RefSeq and is a predicted model, not a curated record. Gene Ontology annotation, biological process: sucrose catabolic process.
AUGGACAGCCAUCAUCCAUCUCUCUCCAGACGAGUGACUAGCCUAGUUGUAUUUCUCACCGGGAUUGGACUCGCUAGGUGCCUUUCAGGAGGCAGUUCUAAUCAGCGGCUCUGGUUUAAUCAAAAUGCGAUCGACAGUUUUAGUGCGCACAAGAUCACACCUCUUCUGUCAUCGUACAAUGCUUUCCACAACUUGUUGAACAAUGGCACGAUAUGUCGCAUGGACCGAUCGCGGCCACCUGAUCUUGAAGAGCUUGUCGGUUGUCGAAAUUCAUCGAUGUUCCACGUGUGGAGGCCUAAAGCUCGCGUCAUUGCUCCCAGAGGCUGGAUGAAUGACCCGAUGGGAAUGUUCGAAACAAGAAAUGGGAACUUUCACGUUGGCUAUCAAUGUAGCCCCCAACACCUGGGCUGGGCCAACAUUUCACAAUGCUCAGCUUCGACAAGUGAUUUCGUGGAAUUCAAUGAUUAUCGAAGUUGGGAAGACCCCGUAACUAUUAGCCCAUCCCAGAUAUAUGACAUUCGAGGUGUGUUUGACGGCGUUGUAAUAAAGGACGGGUGGAAUGGCCAUCCGACUCUCCUAUAUACCUCCGCCUACGUUGGCGAGUUUGCCCCUCAAUGUGAGCCACCUGAAGUCGAAGGUGUCGAGACUCAGAGUAUUGCUUAUACGGAAGACGAUGGUAAUAGCUGGACUAAGUUGAAUUUCGGAGCGAAUGGUAACCCGGUAAUUUACUACUGGCCCGAGAAAAACCUAUCUGGCUUUAGGGAUCCAUUUGUGUUUGAAUCACAGGCGUUCUCGAAUUUCUACGAUAAACAUUCAAAUACUUAUCAACUUGAUCAAGGUUCUAACGACAGGAAACCAAAAGGGAACAAGUAUUUGCUUCUCAGUGGAGGCAUUCGCGUAAAAGCAGAUGCAAUCAACGGGGGACCUAGGGUAUUCCUUUACAGGCAAACCAAAGAAAACGACCUUCGUGACUGGACUUACCUGGGCCCCAUCCUAUCUUUCGCGGCCGAAUAUAAUCAGACUAGUGAAUGGACCGGCGGGAAUGGUAUUAACUUCGAGGCGACUGGAUUCAGUACAAUUGAUGAAAACGGUUUAGCUUCGGAUCCCGGCUCAUCGAGCUCCACAAACCAGUUAAACAUCUUCACAGCUGGAACCGAGGGCGCACGCAAUCUUACACACAUGGAUUACUGGCCGGUUUGGCAUGCGGUUGGCUGGACUUAUAGUGUCACUGACGGCCAGGUGAGAGGGAAGGUCAAUUUUUCGGGAGUUGUUGAUUGGGGGCGAGCAUAUGCAUUUGCCCAGUUUCCUGCAGGGAAUCGUCAAUUAAUCGUGGGAUGGGUAUACGAAGACGACGAGUUUAAUGUGUUGACUCACCAAAGAGGGGCCCAAGGAGCUUUUACAUUGUUCAGGGAGAUCUUUGUGAAAGUUGUUCACAACAUCCAUCCCGGUGCGCUGAAAGAUCCCGAGCGCGCCCCCAGCUGGACUACAAAAACAGAAGAAGACGGUAGUCACUCCCUUAUCACCCUUGGUCAAAGGAUAUUGCCUGCAAUCAAGGCUGCAUUCCAUGACCGCUCGGAGGUCACGAGGCUAAAAGAUCGCAGCUUGAAUAUCACUUCUACUACUAGCGCCCAAAGCCAAGAGGGACUCCUCACCAACCUCGUGGCAUUUGAAAAGCAACCCAAAGACCGGUACUAUGUCGUCAGCGCUCAGCUCAAUUUUUUCCCCGAGCAGAUUAUCCCGGUGGAUAAGCCUUUCAAACAACCCUCGGCCUUGCGCGGGGGAUUCAGGAUAUUAUCUAGCAAGUUUGAAUGGACAGAUGUUUACUAUGAUCCUAACCAAGAGUACUUGGUCAUUGACCGAUCUCAUAGCUCAUCAAUCCCAUCUUAUGGAAACUCGACCGAGCAAGCCAAACAUCGGCUUUGGCCUAUCAUGGACCCUAUCACCAAAAAAAACAACUACGAAUCCUUAAACCUAACUAUUGUGGUGGACAAUAGCGUUCUAGAGGUUCAUGCAAAUGAACGCACAAUUGUCACAACCCGGGUGUACCCUUGGUGCAAAGAUUCAGUGAAUGUUGAAUUUUUUGUCCAAGGCUCAGUGGAAGCUGCAAAGCGCGUGACUCCGGAUUCAGAUUCUCACCAUUUGGAUCCUGCGCUCGAGGCAGAGUUUGAAUCCCAUUCCAAAUCAGUGCAAUUCUCCCAAGUUGAAUUGUGGGAUGGCUUAGUAAACGCCUGGCCCAAUCGCCCUCAUGACACUAGCCUUCCCGGUGUUUACAGUCACAACAUUACCAGUACAAUUUACGGGUUAUGGCCCGAUCUUUGA